Messenger RNA from Dibothriocephalus latus, 1158 nucleotides. Lineage: Eukaryota; Metazoa; Platyhelminthes; Cestoda; Diphyllobothriidea; Diphyllobothriidae. The record is from the annotation of a GenBank genome assembly.
AUGCCACAGUUGAUAGCUCUACUCCGAAGUACGUCAGAGGGAGACGAGAUCUUUUCUCGAAACUUUGCUUCAGAACAGGGAAAAGACAUAACUCAAGGUCUUCUCCUACUUGCCGGCCCCGACCGGACUGGACUCGUCAAUCUCACUACAUUGGACAUCAGCAUCGAAAAAAUGAGUGAACUGACUUCUAAUUGUUCAAUGCCUAGAAAACGCAUUCUUCGCUUAUCUGUUGUUGUAAAGAAUGCCAGACCGCUGGUCACGGAGAGCCUAAAAUCUAAAUUAAAAGUGGAAGAAGUUGCCAUCCGAAUUUUUGUAUCGUUAUCACCAAAUGAAGUUCUACUGUUGUUGCAGAGCUUUGACAACGUACGCAACAUGUCCUUAGACGACUCAUUUCACCGUCGAUGCAGGUUGCCCACCCCGCGCAUAACGCACGAACUUCAUUCUACCUGGAUUCCAGCAUGGACUUACAUUCAGAUUCACUAUGCAUCUGAAGUGCUUGAUUUGAUCCUGCGCGAAAGGACAUCUGCCACGCAACUCCCAGUGUUGACCUUACUGACAGAUCCAGGUCAAUUUUUGCCAAAGCGGUACCUUACCAGCUCUUCCAAUUUACCCAGAAUUUUGAAAUUUCGUGUGCUUAAGAAACCACGAUUGCGCAUGUCGCAAUGUUGCAGAGUCUGCGUUAAUGCUGAGGAGAGAUGCUACAUGCCUCGAUUGCAUUGUCAGCCUAAUGACAUUACACAGGACGGGGAAGGGGCAGUGAACUUUGUUGCCUGUUCUCGGAUGUCUGUCGAAGAUAACUGCGUCCUUCAUCCACUCAACGUGCAUGAUCCAUACAUCCUAUUAAAGAUUGGGAACGGUAAAUAUCCCAGCAUUAAGACCCCGAAUGCAUUCUUUGCAGUCAGAACUGAACUGCGUUGGUUGGUUGUAGUCUUCAACAAUCAUGGCGGAGCACUCUUGUGCCACGCAAACAAGGACAGUCAUACAGGCCUAGAAAUUUUCAACGUUCCCACCUUCCACCUCGGAAAUAUGAUACACACCUACCCGGAACUCUAUGAUAUAUUUUGGAGUGAAUUGCUGAGUAAGCGAAAGCGUUCUAUACUCAAGGCUGAAUUUUGGCAAGGAGCGGAAUGGAAAUAUCACCUGCGAUGCUCAUCAUAA